Messenger RNA from Prunus armeniaca (apricot), 1707 nucleotides. The record is from the annotation of a GenBank genome assembly. Lineage: Eukaryota; Viridiplantae; Streptophyta; Magnoliopsida; Rosales; Rosaceae.
AUGGCUGGGAUGUACGGUCAAGAGGGUGGCGAUGGCGCCCCUCCGCCAUAUGGAUCUAGCGGCAGUGGUGGCUAUGGUGGCUCUGGAGGCUACGGAAGCGGUGGUGGAGGCUAUGGAGGUGGUGGUGGAGGCGGAGGAUAUGGAGGAGGUAGUGGUGGUGGUUAUGGAGGUAAGGGCGGCGAUGGAGGUGGUUACGGUGGUGGAGGCCGUGGUGGACGAGGUGGUGGAGGUUAUGGCGGCGGUGGUGGUCGAGGCGGAGGAUAUCAAGGAGGAGAUCGCGGUGGCCGAGGUGCCGACCGUGGUGGUGGUGGCAGAGGUGGCCGCGGUGGCAGCGGAAGAGAUGGUGAUUGGCUUUGCCCUAACCCAGGCUGUGGGAAUUUGAACUUUGCAAGAAGAGUUGAGUGUAACAAGUGUGGCACGCCCUCUCCUGCGGGUGGCGGUGGUGAUCGCGGCGGCGGCAGUGGUGGCGGCGGUUAUAAUAGGGGAGGAAGUGGUGGGGGCUAUGGUGGUAACCGUGGUGGUAGAGGUGGUAAUUAUGAUGGGGGUCGAAGUAGUAACUAUGAAGGAGGUAAAAGUAGCGGUUAUGAUGGAGGUAGAGGGGGUAAUUUUGAUGGUAGAGGUGGAGGUGGUAGUAGAGGUGGUUCUUAUGGCAGUAACCAAGGAAGAGAUGAUGGUGGGUACGGUCAGGUUCCUCCACAUGCGCCGACGUCCUAUGGUGCAGCUGGAGGCAAUUACCCACCAUCUUACAAUGCUAGUUAUGGAACAGAUGCAGUUCCUCCUCCUACAAGCUAUACUGGUGGGCCUACAUCAUAUCCCCCAUCCUAUGGUGGUCCUGCGGGUGGUUAUGGUGGUGAUGGUCCUGGUGAUGCAAGGAGUGGUGGCCGAGGUGGCCCUCCUGCUAAAUAUGAUGGUGGGUAUGGUGCUGGUGGUCGAGGUGGAUAUGGUGGUGCUGCGAUGGAAGCCCCAGCUAAGGUGAAGCAAUGCGACCAGAAUUGUGAUGAAACUUGUGACAAUGCUAGAAUCUACAUAUCAAACUUGCCCCCAGAUGUUACUGUUGAUGAACUGCAGCAGCUUUUUGGAGGCAUUGGACAAGUGGGAAGAAUCAAGCAAAAACGUGGCUAUAAGGACCAAUGGCCAUACAAUAUCAAAAUAUACACAGAUGAAUCGGGAAAAAACAAAGGCGAUGCAUGUUUAGCAUAUGAAGAUCCGUCUGCUGCACAUUCAGCUGGUGGAUUUUACAAUGAUUACGAGUUAAGGGGCUAUAAGAUCAAUGUUGCGAUGGCAGAGAGGUCGGCACCUAGGGCUCCGCCUGACCAGGGUGGUGGUAGAGGUGGAUAUGGGGGCGGUGGGCGCAGGGAUAAUUAUAGAGAUGGUGGACCUGAUAGACAUCAACAUGGCGGAAACCGUGCACGGUUCUUUAAACUGGAGACUAAGAGAGACAAGUGGAUAAUCUCCAAAUUGCUUGCUGCUAAGCUAUCUAAGCAUUUAGUGAUUGAACUGAAGUCAUUGGAGUAUAGUAGUGGAGGAUAUUGUUUGGGGUACCGGUUUCCUUUAUUGAUCUUCUACUUGCUGGGUUGGGCUAGCCUCUCUGGUGACUGCAAAGUACUUGUGGAUGACAAGGAUCUCUACCAGUUCUUUGAGACUCCUUAUGUUGAGCAACUGCUGCUGUUAUUUUGUUCUAGGCUUAAAGCCUCUGUGCCAACAUGA